Messenger RNA from Corylus avellana, 2431 nucleotides. RefSeq names its product replication protein A 1A (gene RPA1A). NCBI's taxonomy places the organism in Eukaryota, Viridiplantae, Streptophyta, Magnoliopsida, Fagales, Betulaceae. The record is from RefSeq and is a predicted model, not a curated record. Gene Ontology annotation, molecular function: single-stranded telomeric DNA binding; damaged DNA binding. Gene Ontology annotation, biological process: double-strand break repair via homologous recombination; telomere maintenance via telomerase; nucleotide-excision repair. Gene Ontology annotation, cellular component: DNA replication factor A complex; nucleus.
CUUCAAAAUCAGAUCUAUGCCGCCACCGUGUCAGUUAUUCUCCUUUUCCAAUCCCCCGCCACCUCUCUGCCUCUCAUUUCCAUUUCUAGGGUUUCAGUGUCACCACCUCUCCGGCUGUCGCUGCGGGUAGGGUUUUCCUCUUUCUCUCUCUCUCUUCGAUCGGAGGUCGAGAGCCAUGGCGGUGAACCUGACGCCGAACGCGAUCGCGGCAAUAGAGUCCGGCGACGUGAACGCGAAGCCGCUGGUGCAGGUGCUGGACAUCAAGCUGAUUGGGAGCACGCAGGAGCGGUACCGGUUGCUCCUCUCCGACGCCAUUUCGACUCAGCACGCUAUGCUGGCGACUCAGCUCAACGACCGGGUCAAGUCCGGUCGGGUCCGGAAAGGCUCCGUCGUCCAGUUGAUCGAGUACAUUUGCAGCCCCGUCCAGAACCGCAAGAUAAUUGUUGUGCUGAACAUGGAAACUAUAAUCCCAGACUGUGAGAUAAUUGGGAAUCCGAAGUCACUGGUUGAAUCUGAUUCCGCAGCUCAAAAACCAUUGAUUAAUAGCAAUUUGGGGCAGUCAGCAACGGUUAGCAAUAACAAUUUCAGUGUCCAGAAACCAGGUCAUAACAUGCAAAAUUUCCCUCCAACUGUUCAACCUCCAUACCAACCACCUCCAAAGUACAGAAGUCACGGUCCAAUUUUGAAGAAUGAUGCACCGGCACGGAUAAUUCCUAUUGCUGCUUUGAAUCCUUAUCAGGGACGAUGGGCUAUCAAGGCAAGAGUUACUGCAAAAGGCGAUAUCCGUCGCUACAACAACGCCCGGGGAGAUGGGAAGGUGUUCUCUUUUGACCUCCUCGACUCUGAUGGUGGAGAAAUACGUGUCACUUGUUUCAAUGCCGUUCUUGACCGCUUCUAUGAUGCUAUUGAGCUUGGUAAAGUUUAUAUGAUCUCAAAGGGUAGCUUAAAACCUGCUCAGAAGAACUAUAACCAUCUGAAGAAUGAAUGGGAGAUAUUUCUGGAGGCAACUUCAACGGUGGAGCUUUGCCCAGAUGAAGAUGGUUCUAUACCAAGGCAGCAAUUCUCCUUCAGGCCUAUCAGUGAAAUUGAGAAUUCUGAAAACAAUUCCAUACUUGAUGUUAUUGGUGUUGUCAUGUCUGUGAACCCUUCAGUGCCCAUUUUGAGAAAGAAUGGGAUGGAAACUCAGAGAAGAAUCCUGAAUCUGAAGGAUGGAUCUGGCAGGAGUGUUGAGCUAACCCUUUGGGGGGAAUUCUGCAACAGGGAAGGUCAAAAGCUGGAAGAAAUGAUCAACUCUGGGGUUUUUCCAGUUUUAGCUGUCAAAUCUGGGAAGGUUAAUGACUUCAGUGGGAAAUCAAUAGGGACGAUUUCUGUGACACAGCUUCUCAUAAAUCCUGAUCUGCCUGAGGCCCAUGGUUUGAGAAACUGGUUUGAUGGAGGUGGAAAAACUGCUUCGUCUGUAUCAAUUUCUAGAGAAAUUAUCCCAGGAGGAUCUAAGAAUGAGAUACGUAAAACAGUGUCUCAGAUCAAGGAUGAUGGUUUUGGAAGAUCAGAUAAGCCAGAUUGGGUAACAGUGAAGGCAACCAUAUCUUUCAUUAAGACAGAUACUUUCUGUUACACAGCCUGCCCAUUGAUGAUUGGAGAUAGACAGUGUAAUAAGAAAGUGACAAGGUCAGGAAACGCAAAUUGGCAAUGUGACAGGUGCAAUCAAGAGUUUGAGGAGUGUGACUAUAGAUACCUUCUUCAAGCCCAAAUUCAAGACCAUACAGGAUUGACUUGGGUGACUGCUUUCCAGGAAUCUGGGGAAGAGAUCUUAGGUUGCUCGGCCAAGGAGUUGUAUUCGUUGAAGUAUGAAGAGCAGGACGAUGGUAGGUUUGGAGGAAUAAUCCAGAGCAGACUCUUCAACCAGUAUCUUUUCCGUCUUAAAAUCAAAGAGGAAAUGUAUGGUGAUGAACAAAGGGUGAAGAUCACUGUAGUUAAGGCCGAUAAUGUGAACCAUUCUUCAGAGGCCACAUACAUGCUUGAUCUGAUUUCAAAGUUUACUAGGCAAUAAAGUUAUAAGCCAACAUAAAUGAGUUAGGAUGCAGAAGCUUUCUUCCUGCCACGGUGAUUGACACCGCUUUAGUGAGCAAGGUGACACUGAACUUGUUAGUUAUUCUAUAAAUAACUAUCAGCAGAUACAAAUUUAUAUAUGCCCUCCCAAAAGCAUAGACCCAGGGUGGGCACCGGUAAUUCUACACACUCCAGGAUUGAGGUGCAUUCUUUUUCCAGUUUACUUGAUGAUUUAGAAGUCCAUAUCUUGUAUUGAUUGACCUUUGAAACUUACACUGGCAUUCAUGUUGAAUUCCUUACAUAGGGAUUGUGCUAGUGUUCCAACUUCUUCAUUCUGUAGGAUAAUAAUUUCAUUUCAUACAUCAUACUGCUUCUUACUUAU